This is a messenger RNA of Cooperia oncophora, 399 nucleotides long. The record is from the annotation of a GenBank genome assembly. NCBI's taxonomy places the organism in Eukaryota, Metazoa, Nematoda, Chromadorea, Rhabditida, Trichostrongylidae.
AUGAGGAGUACCUCCAAGUCUUAUAGUUCACGUGAAUUCGCACUUAUUCAGGGUAAUGGAGAAUGGCAAGUCAAACGUGUGGCCGUGGGAGCAGAACGAGUGGAGUUUGAUGAUGGAGCAUUUAUUGAAAUAGGUAGCUUCGACUUCCACUUGGAAAGGAACCCAUCCUUCUAUAUAGCGAUCGUCAUUAUGCCGUCUUUCGCUAUCAAUGUUUUGUGUAUAUUCGGGCUGUUUCUCAGCGGUGGGAAUAAAAUGUCAAAGCUAGGCAUGGCAUUAACGAAUAUUAUGUCGCUGACAUUCAUUCUUGGAAUCCUUGCCAAUGUGUUACCGAAAGUAAACGAUUUGCCAAAAAUAGGUACGUAUUUCAAGAUGAAUAUUUUACAUCAUUCACCAGUCUGA